GAACGCUGUGUUUGCACGCGCGCAACAGCGCUGCCAUUCUUCGGCGAGAGAGAAAGGGAGUGAAUGCGCGCGCGCGCCCGCGCUGCAGUGGGCGAGAGCCGAGCGCCCCUUCGCCCCGCAACUCCGGCGGCGCGCGCACCAGCGUCCGCGCCUGCGCCCGCACUGGUUCGGAGGAGCUCAAACUCUGGCUGCCCAAAGUGGCGCGCCGAGUUUACUGCGAGUCCGGGCCGCGUCUGAGGAGCGGCGACGCAACUUUCCCACCGGCAUCGAUUAGUGUCGUUCGGUCGCGCCGGCGUGUUCCGGCUAAGUCCUUCGCCCCGAACCUGUUGGACGCGAUGGACCGCAGGUCCAUGGGCACGUGCUACGCGUUGGCCACCCUCCUGGCGCUCACCGGUAGCCCAGCAGCCGCCUGGAGGAACUACGGCACGCCCGGUACAGCUAACGAGAUUACUGUGAUCAAAAACCAGACGGGCAAGCUCUACUGCAACGUCACACUGCCGACAGGUGGCGGCGUCGGCGACGAGAACCCAACGCAGAUACGGUGGUACAAGGGCGCCGAACUCAUCUACAUGCUCACAUCGGAGGGCCGUAAUGUGCCGAUUAGACAAAUGACGCACCGGCCGAGUGCCUCCUGGCGGGACAGGCUACAAGUACGCACCACGAGGCUACCCAUUUGGCUCAGCAUCGACCCGGUAAUGCUGCAUGAUCAGGGAUACUACCAGUGCCUCGUCUACUACGGCACCGACGUCAAGAGGAACGUCAGUCACUUCCUACGCGUCAUAGAACCUCCCGAGAAUGUGGUAAUCAUAUUUGGAACUAGGCCCCGCGAAAUUCGCCUUUCUGCAAACCAAAAAGUGAGGCAAAACGAAGGUGAAGAUUUGUACCUAGAGUGCCACGUCAUCGGAGGUAAGCCAGAGCCCCGCAUUCGUUGGCUGGAAAGCGACCGGAAAGGCAGCAUGUCAUAUGGAAGCGAGAGGGUGCUGAAGGUGCCACGAGUUCCACGACGCUUGGAUAACACCAGCUACACCUGUGAGGCCUCCAAUAACAACAUUACCGAGCCGCUUCGGACAUCGGUGACUGUUCUGUUGAACCUGAAACCCGUGAACGUGAGCAUCCGCAAUAAGGACACGCCGCUUAAGGCCGGAGUGCUGGCUCGCGUGGAGUGCGAGUCCUACGGCUCUCGACCGGCGCCUCAGUUCUCUUGGUGGCUGGACGGCAAAGAGCUCGUGAACAACUCAAGAAGUGUCGAGAACGACCUCUCCGUACUAUACUUCGAACCAACCGUACAGAACAACGGCCAGAAGCUCACGUGCAUUUCUAGGAAUCCACUCAUAAGAGACAGCGACUGCGUGGACAUUUGGACGCUUGAUGUUCACUUCAAGCCACAGAUAACGCUGCUCUUCAAGGGUGUACGAGUACAGUUUGCGAACAUCACGAGAGGAGCGACUGUUUCCUUGGAGUGUCGGACAUCUGGAAACCCUCGCACCGGGAACAUCACAUGGCUUGUCAACAAACAACGGCUUCCCCGAAAGUCGUCGCCAAAGAAAGGUGUUUUCUUCCGGGACUCGACAGUAAUCGACAUCGUGAACGCUAACCGAAACCACAGUGGCAGCUACUCCUGUUCAGGGUUCAAUGCUGUUGGAAGCACAACCAGCAACGAGGUGUACCUACGAGUACUGUAUGAGCCCGAGUGCAUGGACGUCGUGGACAGCUAUCUGACUGCCGCGCUGGACGAAACGGUGCGCGUUCCGUGCCGGGUGGCCGCGGACCCACCCCACGUGUCCUACUCGUGGUCCUUCCGAAGCAGCCUGGACGAGAUGGCCACGAGAAACCUGACCACCCCUAGAAACGGCAGCGGUGGCCUGUUCUUCUACCAGCCCAAGGUCGCAGCCGACUUCGGCACCGUCUACUGCUGGGCACAGAACGACAUCGGCCCCAUGGCCAAGCCUUGCAUCUUCCACGUGGUGCUCAAAGAAUCUGAGGACACUAUGACAUCAUACGUUCUUCUUGCAGUCAUCAUAACAUUUUUGUUCGUUCUUAUUCUUGUGCCCGUUGUGGUCGUCAUCGUCGUGCAAACCAGAGAGCGAGACGUCAGAAAAAAAGGUCAGAAUUCGUCGCUCCCGGUGGUGACACCGAAGGAUCACACUCUGCCAAAGUCCAUGUACGGCGACCAUAGUGUAUGAACUCCGGUGCGCAUGAGCGCGCACGCAUGUUUGCGUCGUAUUUCGCGUUUCGCUCAUGAGUUACUUUGAGAAAUCGAUCUUUCUCUUUUUCGUAUUUUGGUGCCGGAUGCGGCGGUGCAGAAAGCGCCCGUUUAAUGGCUCAAAUAUUAGGUAACUGCCACUGUUCACAAUUGCGCUCAGCUAAGCAGGGGCGUCGAAAGUGUUCCACAGAGAAGGAAAAAUAAAGCUGAGGGGGAACAUGAUAUUGCGUUUGACCCCACAGACUAAUGCUGUCAGCGCACUGUUCGGUCAGUGGCCCCGAGAAUAAAAUACGAAAGGAGAGGAGGUGGAACUACAUGUAUCUACGCCUGAUGUAAAAAACGGGCCAGUCUUAAAGGGUACGGGCAUUUAGUAUUCCAGCCCUGAUUUUAUUUGGAAGUUUCGAAAUUCGAUAUUGCCUGAUAGUUAUUGGAGGUUUCGAAGAGAAUAUUUUAUGCGGAAACUUCGAAAAUAACUUACUCUUAAUAAGUACCUACCAAAUGCGUCUCCUGAGGCAUCUUGUUCAACAAAUUUGAAAGAAAAUAUAGAAGUAAUAUUGACUUGAAGGCUAAUGGGCAACCUAAUCUGCUCUAUGUGACAUGUUAUAACCGCUUCUCCAUUCCCAAUGCAAUUUUGGCUACCCCACUUCGACCAGCAGAUUGCGAUGCACGGCAGUAAUUAUUCUAACGGAUAAGAAAGGAUGGUGGUUAUCCCUCCUCAGUACUCACUUCAGACGCCACUGCAGUUCAGAGAGAAAAGGAUAACCAUUCUGAAAUGAUAAGAUGAUGGAGUAAAAUGUGAAAGCAGAAAAUAUGACCCCUGGUAUAGCGGAUGCCGUCUUGUCCUUGUAAAGUGAGACUAAGCGUGCAAAAACUGAGGCAUCGCAGAUGAGAAAACGCAGCGAUGAAAAGAGGGAAAGCAGACGGUCGCAAACAUUUGCUGUCGAAGCAAAUACCAUCCUUACUUGCUUACGUUGAUCGCUCUCACGCACGUGUGUAUACAGACCGGGCAGCCACAUCGCACUGUACAAAGUAAAAUUGCUGUGCGACGUCGUGGCCCAGCAAAGAUAUUUCUUUUUUUAUUGUUGUUAUGCGUGUUGGUCAUCCUAGUAUUGCAGAGUCCGUUAUUGAAAUUUUCCACAGCUCGAGUUAACAGUAGGGCGUUUGUUAAUUUUUUUUAUGUUCUUUACGUGUUAGUCCCGACGACAAGCUUUUUUGCGGCUGGGUUCCGCUACUUUCUUUUUCCUUGCUCGUUCUUGAGCUCGGCGUAACAUUCACGUUUUCAAUAACUUAAGGUCCUAAUCUGAACAUUGUUAUCCUUUCGACAAGAUGUGCAUCAAAAACGCAACAUCGCGCUUCGAUAUGUGCCAGCACUGACCGCUAUCAAUAAACUUGAGCUAAUGUAGUAUUAUGUUCCCGUUAUAUUUUGCGCG
This is a messenger RNA of Dermacentor albipictus, 3633 nucleotides long. Its product is annotated as B-cell receptor CD22-like. Lineage: Eukaryota; Metazoa; Arthropoda; Arachnida; Ixodida; Ixodidae. The record is from RefSeq and is a predicted model, not a curated record.